Molecule: messenger RNA, 955 nt
Organism: Brachypodium distachyon (stiff brome)
Lineage: Eukaryota; Viridiplantae; Streptophyta; Magnoliopsida; Poales; Poaceae
Product: glycine-rich protein 5
Exons: 1
Coding region: 90-662 (190 amino acids)
Source: RefSeq, a predicted model, not a curated record
CCCAAAGCUCCCUUGCACUGCCACACGCUAAUAACACGCACUCUGUAGACGUGCAUCAACGACCUAGCUAGCUAGCUACGUACGCAGCCAUGGCGAAGAAAGUGGAACUGAUCGUUGCGCUUCUGGCCCUGAACCUUCUCUUCUUCACCUUCUCCGAUGCCAGCAGACGCUCCUACCCUCCAGCAGCCGGGGGAGGGGGCGGCGGCGGUGGGGGGAACGGAGGCGGUGGCGGCGGCAAUUGCGGAGGCGGAAACUGUGGUGGCGGCGGCAGCGGCAAUUGUGGCGGCACUGGAAACGGUGGCGGCGGCACUUGUGGAGGCGGAAACUGCGGAAACUGUGGUGGGGGCGGAAACGGUGGCGGAGGUAACAACGGUGGAGGGGGCAACGGAGGCAACAGUAGUAGUUGCCCGAUCGACGCGCUGAAGCUGGGGGUGUGCGCGAACUUGCUCAACGGGCUGCUCAACCUGCAGCUGGGGACGCCGCCGGCGCUGCCGUGCUGCUCGGUCAUCAGGGGCCUGCUGGACCUGGAGGCGGCCGUGUGCCUCUGCACGGCGCUGCGCGCCAACAUCCUGGGCAUCAUCAACCUCAACAUCCCCAUCGACCUCAGCCUCCUCAUCAACUACUGCGGUGGGACCGUCCCCUCCGGCUUCCAGUGCAACUGAUCAAACCAUCAGUACGGUCGUACCUACUUGUUUAAUCAUUUGCUGGUUUUCUCUUUGUGAUUGAAUCAAUUGAGGAGAGGAUACGACUUCUCCAGUUCUAAGUACUAUACGUACGCGCGUACGUACGGUUUCGGUGUGUGAGAUAUGUUAUUGUACAUUUGUAUUUCACAUAUAUGUUUGUGAGUUGUGAGCUUGGUUUAUAUAUGUACUACACGUGUGGUGUUGUUCUUGUGUACUGCUCGCAUGCUGUCUUCGAUUUGAAUAAAGGAGCUUUGUCAAUUUCAUGAUUUUCA